ACGGGAACAGCAAUUCUUUUAUCCUUGCUAUCUUGGCACAGCUGUUGAGUUUAGUGGUUUGUGGAAUAAUUGGUUAUAUUUUGCUUCUAAAAGUCGUCUUAACAACUUAAUUAACGCCAAAUAAGACCGAUUAUCUAAACUGAGAGGGCAGAAGAGGAACUACGAAAACUGUUGACUCGAGUCGAGCAGUGGAUCCGGUGGCAUUUAUUCAACAACGUCGAAACUGAGGAUUGUUUUUCCAGUAAGCUAGCUAGUUAGGUUUCAGUAAAAGCUGUAUGCUUCUCUGCUGUUUCCAGAGUGACUUAAAAGCGCCAUACUGGAAAAAAGAAGUCAAAUGUGUCUUCUGAAAUUUCAUGGUUUUCUUGUGAUGUUUUGAGGAUGGCACAGGGUGGUGUUGGAAGUGACUGCAGCCCUGGAGGCUGAUGAACCCGCUACAUUGGCCAGUCAGGAUGCACAUAGCUUCAGUCGGUGUCAGCAAGUUCUGCUUCCUGUUUUCUCUCGUAUUCUGUGGCCUCCUGCUUCUACUCAUUCCUGCCCUCCAGCCCCCAGCACGCCAGGUGGAUCUGCCUCAGCCCCGACCCCAAGUCAGACCUACACACGCAAGCCCAUCACACCAUGCUGGGGUUCCAGUUGUGUCUGUCCAUGUUGGGGAACUUGACUCUGCCACAGGACUGAAUAGGAGCUCAGCAGUACCGAGGGGAUCCAUCGAGGCUGACAUAACCAGGAAUGAUAACCAUAGUCACAAGAAGGGCAUGGACUCCCAAGGAGGGGCUCUUCAUGGAGGAAAUGGUGGUCGACUCUCAGGGUCUAGGUCUGAGGACCUGUUAGAGUUAAAGGACAUUUUUAUUGCAGUGAAGACUACCAGGAAGUACCACAAGUCCAGACUGGAGCUUCUGAUUCAUACAUGGGUUUCCCAAGCUAAAGAACAGACUUACAUAUUCACUGACGGUGAGGACAAGGAGCUGCUGAUGAGAACAGGAACUGACAUCAUCAACACUAACUGCUCAGCAGCUCACACCCGACAGGCUCUGUGCUGCAAGAUGUCUGUGGAGUACGACAAAUUCAUCGAGUCUCAGAAAAAGUGGUUCUGCCAUGUGGAUGACGACAACUAUGUGAUCCUCCCCAGCCUGCUGCGGCUGCUCUCCUCCUACCACCACAGCCAGGAUGUGUACCUGGGCCGGCCCAGUCUGGAUCAUCCUAUAGAGGCUGCAGAGAGGGUCAAGAGUGACGGAUCGGUGUCUGUCAAGUUCUGGUUUGCUACAGGUGGGGCAGGUUUCUGUAUCAGCAGAGGUCUGGCACUGAAAAUGAGUCCAUGGGCCAGUUUGGGGAAUUUCAUCAGCACAGCAGAGAAGAUCCGACUACCAGACGACUGCACCAUCGGCUACAUCAUCGAAGCGCUGCUGGAGGUGACCCUAACACAUACACACCUCUUCCAUUCUCACCUGGAGAACCUACAGAAGCUGCCUACUGACACUGUGCUGGAGCAGGUGACGCUUAGCUACGGAGGCUUUGAGAACAGAAGAAAUGUGGUCAGCAUUGUUGGAGGCUUUUCACUGGCUGAGGACCCCACAAGGUUUAAGACAGUCCACUGCCUUCUGUAUCCACAUACUGACUGGUGUCCAAAACUCAAACCUCGCUACAAAAACUGAAAGCCACUGUGUUUUUAUCCUGCAGCACUGAUACCUGCUAAACCUUUAUCCCACACGCUCACCCUGCCAUGUUUGGAUCCAGCUACAUUUAGCUGGAAAUACUUCACACAUCAUUUGAUUGAUGGCUUUAUCCAAAGCGGCCUCACCUCAUGCUUCAUGAAUGGACAGUGCUAGUGUCAGUUUUUUUUUUACACCUCUCAGAGGCAGAGCUGUUCGACAGGCAAAAUCGAUCUAACUCAUUAAGUAAAUAAUGGGUGGAAACACAGAAUGACCUUUUCUGGCUAACAGAGCAUGGAAGUGGCUGAAGCCACUUGUGGCUGGAGACCCUUGUUUUCCCGCUGUAAUGUGAAUACACCUUAAGUGCUGCAGCAACAGAAUUUGAGGCUCACUGCAAUUGGAUGUUUCUUAUCUCAACGCUCUUUGGGGCUCAUAGUAACUUUUUACUGUUAAGUACACAUCUUUUAUCUUUGGUUACUCUGGUGUUAAUGAUUCAACCAGGAGAAUUGCAUGCUUAUCCAAGUUGAUGUUUCAAUGCUCAGUCACCUAAUAUUGUCCUUCUGGAACCUUGGUCACCCCACAUCCCAGCACAUUUUGCUACUCCACUGGUGAAGUUCCCCUCAGUGGAUAGAGCCAAAGAAUCAGUUAUUUUCAGAAGCACAAUGAUAAAGGCAGGAAGGAGGCAAAAUGGAAGCCAGUACCUUGAAACCUUGCACUGUUGCUAAAUGUAGAAAUGCAUUCUGAGUUAUCUUCUUGACUAGCGAGGUAAGCUAGAUAGCUUAAAGGAUAGGUUGAGAUUUUUCCAAGACUAUCAUAAUUCAACUGUCAUAUGGCAUAUGUAUGUUGAAAGAGUAAUGGGUCACUGUAAUCAUUCCUCCUCUCCAUACUGGCUGUGAAGCGAUACUUGAGUAGAUGGGUCAAAUCUAAUACAAGGCUUCAGCAGCCUUAGACAAAUCAAGUGGGUAUCUUUGUUCUGGGAGUCCCAUGUAGGUUUAUACCAGGAGCAGAAACACUGUAGUAUGAAAUUCUGUCUGUGUUUCCACAGACAAAGGCUUGACUAGAAUCCAGUUUUGCUUCAAACAAGGAUUGUGGAUUUAGUCCGAUAUUUCUUAGUGUAGUUUUGCAGUGAGUAUGGAUAGGAGGAAUGAUUAAUUUUAAUGUACAUAUGGGCACAUAUUAUUAUUAUAUUAAAACAGCCUUGGACAGUAGAAGGUUUCCUACUUCCUGCCUUUUGUCAUUGGUUCAAUGAAGGAAAAAUUAACCUGAUUCCUUGGCUCCAUCCACUGUGGUUUAACUUUACCAGUAGAGUAGUCAAAUGGGCUAGGUUACUGGCCAAGGCUACAGAAGUAAUAAUCUCAAAAUCAGAAGCUAUCCUGUGGUUAUGAAUGAUCAUAAAAGAAGUCACUGCAUUUAAAGUUCCUGCUUUGACAUUCAUGUUUGCCCAGAUAGCUAACUUGUACUCUCGUAGAAGUAAUCUAGUGGCUCUUUGGCUCAACCAAUGACAACAUGUCUAGACAAAAUAGUUCUGAAACUCCACUCUGCAUGUCAGUGCCAUGCUCCAUCCACUGAGUGGAAAAGCACUUCAGGCAAAUGCUACAGUAUGUGAAGGACCCUACAGUAGUAGUAGUACACUGUUUACGAGGGCAUGGAUGUUUAGUAUUUAAUGAAAGGCCUUACUUUCCUCUGUUCAUUUCAGUUCAUUUCACCACUUUAUUCUUUUUCUGUUGACAUGUUACCCCAAAGUCAACGUCAAAUCAAGAUAGUUUCUUUAGAAUCAAAGAUUGUUGAGUCUGAUUAAGAUGUAUUAAGUGUAUCAUAAUUUUUUGGUCUCAAACAAGGAAGGUUUAUAUGCUGCAUGGGCACACAUUUAUUUCAGUCUGUUGUAAUUGUUCUGAUGCCUUCAUAUUCUCAGCUAAAUAUCUUCUUCUUAUAUUAGCCUAUUUCUAACAGGCCCAUCUUUAUGGUUUUGCACUACUUUGAUCUUGUCACAUCCUGCAUGUUACUGACUGGAGUUCCAUACAGUGUUGGUGUAAAUAUUAGUGAAUUUUAUUAAGUAUUCUUUCUUUACAUAGGUUGUAGUUUUAGCUCUGCAUACACUUCUUUAAGGCAGAGAUACUCUGGAGGUGGAGAUAAAUUGUUUUAUUGCAGUUAGACUUCAAUGGGUGGAGCCAAAGAUAUCUCAAUCACAUUGCCAUGAAAUUUGGUAUGGAUGUUCAUUGUCCCCAGAGGAUGAUUGCUAAUAAUUGAAGUGACCCCUGACCUUUUGUUUGGCACUGCCAUCAGGUCAAAAUUUCCUGUAGACCAACACUUGGGUCCAUGAUCACACUGCAAAAAUGCCCUAUCAAAUUUCAGUGAAAACAUUUUACAUAUGAGCAUUCUUUUGCUUAAAAUAAGAAAUUGUGGCUGCCAGCUUAUUUGAUAAGAUUUUCUAAAAUAAGUCAGGGUGCCUAUCUAGCAGAAGUCUUAAAGGUCCAGUGUGUGACAUUCAGGAGGAACUAUCGGCAGAAAUGGAAUAUAAUAUUUAUAAGUAUGUUUUCUUUAGUGUACAAUUGCCUGAAAAUAAGAAUCGUUGUGUUUUCAUUACCUUAGAAUAAGACGUUUUUAUCUACAUAGACAAACCAAACACUGUCUCUAGAUGGUGGCCCUGAAACUUGCAAACGGCCCUGUCAUUUCUCCUACACACUUGGAAGGGGAGGAUGAUGCGAGCGCUAUUCAGAUGGUUGCAAACUGCAAUUUCACCGCUAGAUGCCACUAAAUCCUACACACUGGACCUUUAAAAUAUGUAUCAUGUUCCCCUCAGGAUGAAUUGUAAUAACUUUGGCGAUCCUCUUUGGUGAUCUAGCUUCAUCAUCAGGUGAAAAUUUAACUGUGUCCAAUACUUUGAUUUAUGACUAAAUACCCACAAAAGUAAUGUCAUUCCCAUCAGGUACUUUGUGUUUAGUGCUAAUUAGCACUAAACAUGGUAAACAUACCUGCUUGACAUCAGGUUGUGGGCAUGUUUGCAUUUAGCUAACCUUCUCUAGAAAUUUAAGAAUUUAUUUAAGAAAUGCCUUACUAGCCACAGCCAUACUGUAGUUUCCUAAAUAUGUCAGUUAGUCUGCUGACCCUCAGAAUUAUAAUAGCUCAUGAUAAAAUGGAAAAAGAAGUCCUUGGAGACAACAUUUUCUUAAUUAUCAAGACCAGUGUUCCAUCUUUGGAAUUCACGGUUGCUAGUUGGCUUACUUGUGCUCCGAUAUACCGGUUCUUUGGCGCCACCCACUCAGCUUACACCAGCCAGCUUCAGUAUUUUUACUGCCUGUAAAAAGUAUUUAUGUAAAACACCGUCUACCUUUUUGCAUGACUAGAAUCCAAAGUCCAGAGCAUGUGUCCCACUGCCGGUCAGUGAGUGAGAUGUAAAUCCUUUACCACUGAUGUAUUAUUGUGGUGUUUCAAUAAGAAUAAAACCUUUCUGCAUUCAA
Siniperca chuatsi (mandarin fish) is the source of this 5104-nucleotide messenger RNA. RefSeq names its product RFNG O-fucosylpeptide 3-beta-N-acetylglucosaminyltransferase (gene rfng). The record is from RefSeq and is a predicted model, not a curated record. Bases 423 to 1649 code for a protein of 408 amino acids. Gene Ontology annotation, molecular function: O-fucosylpeptide 3-beta-N-acetylglucosaminyltransferase activity. NCBI's taxonomy places the organism in Eukaryota, Metazoa, Chordata, Actinopteri, Centrarchiformes, Sinipercidae. Gene Ontology annotation, cellular component: Golgi membrane. The transcript has 9 exons. Gene Ontology annotation, biological process: regulation of Notch signaling pathway; pattern specification process.